AUGACUCUCCUACUUCAAAAAUGUAUCAGAGUAGAACUGCGGAAAGAUCCAAUAUUUAACGCUUCUUCUUCACUCGAAAUAUUUCUGUCAGUUUUAGAAUCUGUUAUAUAUCCCUUUAAAGGAAACUUGAUACUUCUAGAUUUUCAUCUUGUCGAUGUUCAAACAACGUGUUAUCAGAGAAACAGCUCUAUGAGAAAUCAGCUGAUGUCAGUAUUCUGUCAGUCACUUCGUGAAUUUACAUUGACUGCUCUUUCGUGCAAUUCAUACUGUAUUAUUAUAGUUGCAACUAGAUGGCAAAAAAUUGAUAAUGCCCUAAAAAUGACAGGCCGGUAA
Molecule: messenger RNA, 333 nt
Organism: Saccharomyces cerevisiae S288C
Lineage: Eukaryota; Fungi; Ascomycota; Saccharomycetes; Saccharomycetales; Saccharomycetaceae
Gene: YDR102C
Exons: 1
Coding region: 1-333 (110 amino acids)
Source: RefSeq, marked reviewed